CCCAGGCCUUGGGGCGGUGCUUUGUUCCUUGGGGGAGAAAGCCGGUGAGUUGAAAAAUAAAUAAACUGAAAAGCCCGUGGGUGAAAGGAGCAAUUCCGGGUGGAAGAAAAGGAGAAAGGAAGGGGGUGCAGAUUGGAUUCGUGGGGCCGGAGGGAGGCGAGGCAUUGUUCGGGCUAAGAGCAUCCGAAGAUCAGGAUCAGGCCAGAGGAAUCCCCAGUCCGGCGGCCAACAAGAUGCCACAACGGCAAGCCUCUCCAAACAGGACCUCCCCACGCGCGGUCCCCAAAUACUCGUUUCUAAGGGAAUAAAUAGCCAUUGGCACAGCCUUUGCCCUCUUUUAAAGCCGUUCUUGCAUUUUUUGGGGGUGGGGUUGGACUAGAUGACCCUUUCAGCCCUACAAUUCUAGGAUUCUACCUCUUGUACGGAGCAAAUUCCACGCGUGCAAAUUCCACCUUCUUUUGUCUGUCCCCAAUCUCCCAAUAGUAUGCUGUCCGUUAGUAUGCUUUUCAUUACGUUUUUAUUACUGAUGUUCCAUAAAACGUGUGUCCCCCCCCGCCUUUUCUUAAAUCAAAUUUUUAUUGGUUUUUCAACAAAUACAAUAACCCUUAAACACUUAUCCAGCAGUACAGCUAACGGUGUUUGUUUUAUCCAUCGUCUCAGGAUAAACGUUCAACAUUCAAGCAUAUUACUUAACAUAACCUCUCCACUGACCAAAAUCAAUAUCUUCUUAUACCAACCUCUCGGAAUGUGCUCUUAAUGUUGUACAAUGCCCUGGGGGUCUUUUGAUAAAUGAUGAUAAUAAUAAUAAUAAUAAUAAUAAUAAUAAUUUAUUUGUACCCCACCAUUCUGGCUGGGCUUCCCCAACCACUCUGGGUGGCUUCCAACAAAGAUUAAAAACACAUUAAAAUGCCACACGUUAAAAACUUCACUGAACUUCGCCUUCACAUGUGUUCUAAAUGUCAGAUAGUUGUUUAUUUCUUUGACAUUUGAUGGGAGGGUGUUCCACAGGGCGGGCGCCACUACCGAGAAGGCCCUCUGCCUGGUUCCCUGUAGUUUGGCUUUUUGCAGUGAGGGAACCGCCAGAAGGCCUUUGGCGCUGGACCUCAGUGUCCGAGCUGAGGGAUGGGAAGGAGACACUCCUUCAGGUAUACUAGACCGAGGCCGUUUAGGGCUUUCAAGGUCAGCACCAACACUUUGAAUUGUGCUCGGAAACAUACUGGGAGCCAAUGUAGGUCUUUCAGGACCGGUGUUAUAUGGUCCUGUACGUAAGCCAAAUAAAUAAGGACAAUAGUAAUCUUAUGCACACUUAACGUGGGUGUUAGCCCCGCUAAAUUCAGUGGGAUUUACUUCCAAGUAAGCAUGGGCAGGAUUGUGAUUGUUCCAUUGUCCCACUCAGAGCCUGGCUGGGAGACUUUUGGCUUGCUAGAUGUUGCCUGGGCUACAACUCCCAUCUUACCUGACCGUUGGCCGAAUGAUGGCAGAUGGAGUCGGUGGGAUCUGGAGCUCAGCAACAUCUGGGGUGGAGACCACAGGCUCCUCAACCCUGAACUAGAAGAUUUCAAGCACAUUUUGAGGCAAGAUGUGAUCCCCAUUCCUGAAACCAUCUCCUUUCCACUUUGUCCUCACAGGCUGUGGCACGUUUCAGCUCUGAGGGCCCUUUCAUCCUGAAGGAACAGAGAUGUCAGUAACACACCUGGCUCAGGUAUGCAGGAGGAUGAAGGUGCCAGGGAGGUGUGAGCUCAGAGAAAUGCUCUUUUUUCUCCAGCUCUUGCCAGCCUAUUACUAUUGUUAAUCCACUGAGCCUCUUGGGCUUGCCGAUCGGAAGGUCAACAGUUCGAAUCCCCGUUACGGGGUGAGCUCCCGUUGCUCGGUCCCAGCUCCUGCCAACCUAGGAAUUUGAAAGCACGCCAGUGCAAGUAGAUAGAUAGGUACUGCUGUGGUGGGAAGGUAAACGCCAUUUCUAUGCGCCCUGGUUUCUGUCACGGUGUCCCGUUGCACCAGAAGCGGUUUAGUCCUGCUGGCCAUGUGACCCAGAAUGCUUUCUCUGGACAAACACCAGCUCCCUUGGCCUGAAAGUGAGAUGAGCACCACAACCCCAUAGUCGCCUUUGACUGGAUGUAACUGUCCAGGGCUCCUUUACCUUUUUUACCUGCUACCCAAAGGUCUCCAAAGAACUCAGAACACAAUUGAAAACAUUAAUACAUUAUGCCCAGGGUUUGAAAUUCCCCAGGCGCGUUUUGCGACUGGCGUGAGUACUUCCACUAUGGGGCAGCUCUGUAAACUGGGUAGGGAAAUACCGGGAAAGCAAAAUGUCACUCAGAGAAGGAUCUGAAAUAUUUUCCUUGAAGCUUGAAUUUGUUUUAUUCUGGAUUGUUUCAUUUGAUGUUCUAACGUGUUGUAAACUGCUUAUAGUUUUUUUCUUUAAAAUAUAAAGCUGUACAGUUGUACCUUGGUUGUUGAACGCCCUGGAACUCGGACUUUUAGGCUCCCGAAUGCCGCAAACCUGGAAGUGAUUGUUCCGGUUUGCAAAUGUUCUUUUGGAGCCUAAAUGUCCAAUGGGGCUUCUGCGGAGUUUCCUGCAGCCAAUCAGAAGCCGCAAUUUGGUUUCCAAAUGUUUUGGAAGUCGAACGGACUUCUGGAACGGAUUCUGUUCAACUUCCAAGGUACGACUGUAUAGAAAUUAAAUGAACAACAACAAUAAACCCCACCGUGGGGGGCAGGGACGAUGCCUAGGCAUUUUGUUGAAGGCGCCAUUUGUUGAUUGGCUUAUAUAUUUUAACACUGGUUAUACUAUCAGUACAACCCUGGUGACAGCCACAAUAGGAAUAGCACACUAGUAGCAAAUCACUAUCACCUCAGUCUAUCAAAAGGCUGGGGUGGAGGGAGGUAAGCCUUUUCCUGGUACUGAAAACAUGUCAGUAAAGUCACCAGGUGGAUCUUGCUGGGGAGAGCAUUGCACAGAGGGGGAGCCACCACUGAAAAGGCCCUCUGCCUUGUCUGCACCUUCCUUAGAGAGGGGAUCUGGAGAAGAUCCGUCCAAAAAAGAUAUGCGUAGGUUCCUAUUGGGGGAGGCAUUCCUGAAGAUAUUGGAGUCCUUGUUGUUAUUUAUUAGAAAAGCUAUGAGCUUUGUGUUUUCGUUGCUGCCUCCUGUAGAAUGUUGCGAGCCUCCAUCCAUAAACGACUAAACAACAACAUGAGCUUUGUGUGCCCUCUUCAACCUGGGAAGUAAACAUGGCACACGUUGCAACCAUUUUUCUUUAUACAGUGGUACCUCGGGUUAAGAACUUAAUUCGUUCCGGAGGUCCCUUCUUAACCUGAAACUGUUCUUAACCUGAGGUACCACUUUAGCUAAUGGGGCCUCCCACUGCUGCCGCACAAUUUCUGUUCUCAUCCUGAGGUAAAGUUCUUAACCCGAGGUACUACUUCCGGGUUAGCGGAGUCUGUAACCUGAAGUGUCAGUAACCUCAAGCGUCUGUAACCUGAGGUACCACUGCAUUGGUGAAAUCAGCCUGUCCCUUUUGCAUUUCCUUCUUGUAGUCAUUUUCCCCCCCUUUCAGAUGCUCGUGAGCUUUGAAGACGUUGCUGUCUAUUUCACAAAGGGUCAGUGGGAUCUUCUGCAUUCGCAUCAAAAAUCUUUGUACAGCGACGUCAUGGGGGAGAAUUACAGCCAUGUGGCUUUCCUGAGUAGGUACUAUUACUCAUCAUUUUGUUGGGACAAGUAUGUUCUUAAUCAGCCAUCUUACACCCCUGUUAAAUGUGUGGGAGGGGAAGCGGGGCUAUUGGUUUCUUUCUUUGCUCUUGUUUUUAAGAGGUAUUUUGUGCUCUUAUGUUGCAUUUUUAUGUUGCGAACCGCCCUGAGCUCUGCGGAUGAAUGACGGCAUGCACAUUUAAUAAAUAAUAAUAAUAAUAAGGCUGUUCUGGAAAAUCAGUUGAGGGCAUUUGCCAGGUAUAAGAACACCUGAAGAAGACUUGCUACAUCAGGCCAAAGGCCUAUUUAGGCCACAUUCACAACAUACAUUGCAGGGGGUUGGACUAGAUGACCCUUGGGGUCCCAACUCUGCGAUUUUUAUGAUUCUAUACAUCUAAAGCCCUAUGAUAACAUUUUAAACAGUCCUGGCUUCCCCCAAAGGAUACCGGGAGCUGCUGUUUCUCAAGGUUUGCACCUUCAUUAUGCACCUUUACGCGCCAGGCAAAAAUGUUUCUUUUUAACCAGGCCUUUGGUUGACCUGACUGACAUCCUAUACCCUUUUAAAAUGUGGCUCUUUUUUGCAGUGUGUGGGUAUUAUUGGGUUAUUUUUAUUUUUUAUUUUAUAUAUUGUGAUCUUUUCUGUGAACCGCCCUGAGACCUCCAGGUAUCGGGCGGUACAGUGGACGCUCGGGUUGCAAAUGUGAUCCACGUGGGAGGCACGUCCGCAACCCGCAACACCACGUCUGUGCAUGCGCAAAGUGCGAUUUAGUGCUUCUGCGCAUGCGCGAGUGCCAAAACCCAGAAGUAAUCCAUUCCGGUACUUCCGGGUUUCGGCGUGUCUGUAUCCCGAAAACGCACAACCUGAAGCAUCUGUAACCCGAGGUAUGACUGUAUAUAAAUUCAUCAUAAUAAACAAACAAACAAACAAACAAAUAAAUAAAUAAGGGUGUCAAGAGUUUGGAGGCCCACAGGUGGCACUGUGGGUUAAACCACAGAGCCUAGGACUUGCUGAUCAGAAGGUCGGCGGUUCGAAUCCCUGUGACGGGGUGAGCUCCCGUUGCUCGGUCCCUGCUCCUGCCAACCUAGCAGUUCGAAAGCACGUCAAAGUGCAAGUAGAUAAAUAGGUACCGCUCUGGCAGGAAGGUAAACGGCAUUUCUGUGCGCUGCUCUGGUUCACCAGAAGCGGCUUAGUCAUGCUGGCCACAUGACCCGGCAGCUGUACGCUGGCUCCCUCGGCCAAUAAAGCGAGAUGAGCGCCGCAACCCCAGAGCCGGUCACGACUGGACCUAUUGGUCAGGGGUCCCUUUACCUUUACCUUUACCUCCUUCCCAAAGCUACACUUCCAAAAGUAGUGGAACAAUCAACCUGUCUUCACUGCCUCUGAUUGCUGUGCUGUUUUCAUGGGCUUUCUUAUAUUGCGUGUUUCAGUUAUGGGUGUUCAUAUGUGCAACUGGCUUUUGUACUUCGUAAAGCUCUUUGAAGCCAGUUUUUGACGUUAGGUGGUAUAUUGAGUAUUGAAUAGCAACCGGAACAGUAAUAAUAAUGUUCACAUCCUUACCCAAGUGGGGUCUCCAGUUCUCAAACCCGACCUGAUCUCUCGGCUGGAACAAGAGGAAGAGCCCUGGAUUCCGAUCCGCUGUGAGGUGGAUGGAGGGAAGACUCUGGACUCUGGACCAGGUGCGAAAUUAGACGAAGCCAGCUUUCAAAUAAGUUGUUUGGGAUUGUGCACGAUGCAAAAAUGCCCAGAUUUUUGUUGGACUACAACUCCCAUCAUCCCUGUUCAGGAGGGAAGAUCCCACUCGGGCAGGAAGUUGCCAGCAUGGUGGGGUGGUGCCACAAAGUUGCCCUCACGUAAGCCCCCUUGAGAUUAUAUUUCGUUGCCUUGAGAAUCGCGGUUUAGCUCACAAGGGUGAUGAUAAUCGAUGUAAUCAAAAUGGGGCUACCUCUCUGUGCCUGUUGCCCCCCUGCAUGCAUUUUCUUCUGCAUGUGGUAUUUGCUGAAGGAGAAGAAUUCCUUUCUGCAGAAUUCGCUCACUUUCUGAGGCUUGGUUUGAACGGAGCGUCAAAAUUCUGAAAUGGAAAUGGAAUUGUUCUCUGCAUUUUUUGUGCCUUCAGGUGCAAGAAGUCCAUACUCUCUUUGUGCUGGUGCAUCCGCUCCUCCUGGUGGAAGGGAUACAACUGAGGCAGACCCUGGGCAGGUAGGAAACUCUGACUGCAGAGCCCAGCAACAGACAUCUGUCAUUCGCCCACAUUGAGAAGCCAGUGUAGUGGAUUGAAAUCCCGACUGGGCCAGGGAGACCAGCAUUUCAGAUCUCUGUUGGGCCACUUGUUUUCUCUUGGCCACCCUGCCUCACAGUGUUGCUGUGAGGAUGGCAUCAGAGAGUCCCGCUAUGUGGCUGUGGGAGAGGGGAGGCAUACAAACUGGUACCUCGGGUUACAUGCACUUCAGGUUACAGACUCCGCUAACCCAGAAAUAUUACCUCAGGUUAAGAACUUUGCUUCAGGAUGAGAACAGAAAUCGUGCUCCGGUGUGGCAGCAGUGGGAGGCCCCAUUAGCUAAAGUGGUACCUCAGGUUAAGAACAGUUUCAGGUUAAGAACAGACCUCCAGAACGAAUUAAGUUCCUAACCCGAGGUACCACUGUAUUGUCUACAGAGCCUGUGAUGACUGGCAGAAGCUCUCCCGGGUUUCGGGAAGUGGGUGGCACUGUGGUCUAAACUACUGAGCCUCUUGGGCUUGCUGAUCAGAAGGUUGGUUUGAAUCCCCGCGGCAGAGUGAGCUCCCAUUGCUCUGUCCCAGCUGCAGCAGUUCAAACCACACCAGCGCAAGUAGAUAAAUAGGUACUGCUGUGGUGGGAAGGUAAACAGCGUUACCGUGCGCUCUGGCUACUGUUACGGUGUCCCAUUGCACCAGAAGCGGUUUAGUCAUGCUGGCCACAUGACCUGGAAAGCUGUCUGAGGACAAACGCCGGCUCCCUCGGCCUGAAAGCGAGAUGAGCGCCGCAACCCCAUAGUCACCUUUGGACUUAACCGUCCAGGGGUCCUUUACCCUUUUUUUGCCUGGGGUGCCAGGGAUUGAACCCAGACAGACACGAGCUAGCUGAGGACAGACUGAGUUGAGUGCCUCCACUGAAUCUCAGAUCAGAGCAAAACCACAUUUCGAAGCAGAUAUGCCACUAUUGUGUGUGAUUUGGGGUAGAAGCCUCUUUGGGAUGGUAUAUGGGGAAGUGAAGAUCUUUAGUUUGCACACCUGUUGUCGUCGUCAUUGUUGCAGAGACCAGUGACCUUUGAGGAUGUGGCUGUGUACUUUUCAGAGCAGGAGUGGGCCUUGCUGGAUCCGGCUCAAAGAAGCUUGUACAGGGAUGUCAUGCUCGAGAACUAUGAAAAUACAUCUUUGCUGGGUAACUACCUUGUCAGGUUGAAUCCUAACAAGACAGAAGUACUGUUUUUGGGGGACAGGAGGCGGGCGGGUGUGGAGGACUCCCUGGUCCUGAAUGGGGUAACUGUGCCCCUGAAGUACCAGGUGCGCAGCCUGGGAGUCAUUUUGGAGUCACAGCUGUCCAUGGAGGCACAGGUCAAUUCUGUGUCCAGGGCAGCUGUUUAUCAGCUCCAUUUGGUACACAGGCUGAGACUCUAAAAUGCAGCCUCAUUUUAAAAGUAGCCCAUAGAUCAAAACCAUGAGGGGAUGGAAACAUAAGGGUCAGGCUGUGCCCUGGCCAAAGGCCUGGUGGAACAGCUCUGUCUUGCAGGCCCUGCGGAAAGAUGUCAAGUCCCGCAGGGCCCUAGUCUCUCGUGACAGGGCGUUCCACCAAGUCGGGGCCAGUACUGAAAAGGCCCUGGCCCUAGUUGAGACCAAGAAAUGAUUGAUUCCUCUUUAUAAUAAUAAUAAUAAUAAUUUAUUAUUUAUACCCCGCCCAUCUGGCUGAGUUUCCCCAGCCACUCUGGGCCACUCUUUGAUGCUCUUAGCCUUUUCUCUCCAAACAGGGUCUCCUGUCCUCAAACCCUCCCUGAUCUCCAGCUUAGAAGAAGAGGAAGAACCUUGGGUGCCAGAUCCACAGGCCCUGGAGGAAAGGAAGGCCUUGGACUCCAGCUCUGGUGAGAGAGGAAGGAUGUGAGAUUUGUUUGCUUGUUUUGAGUUGAAGAGCAUUUAAACAUAACACUGGGAAACAAAAAAAUUGUUGCAUUGACACCUGCAGUUGUUCUAACCUAAUUUAGGGGUGCUGAUUUCAUAUCUGAAGUUGGUUUUGUUCUGUAAGCUCUGGGUUUUUUUGCAAUUCAUGCACCAGGCUUGUUUAUACAUUUUUGUCUACUUGAAGAAGUCAUGGUCCGAUCUGAAGAAUACAAAUAUUUAGGUUACAAAACUAAAAAUAAAGAAAAAUUAAGUUUGCAAAACAAUACAGUGGUGCCCCACAAGACGAAUGCCUCGCAAGACGGAAAACCCGCUAGACGAAAGGGUUUUCCGUUUUUGAGUUGCUUCGCAGGACGAAUUUCCCUAUGGGCUUGCUUUGCAAGAUGAAAAUGUCUUGCGAGUCUUGAGAUUUUUUUCCGCUUUCCCCUCCCUUUUUCUGAGCCGCUAAGCCUUUAAUAGCCUUUUAGCAGCUAAGCCGAUAAGCCGAUAAGCCUUUAAUAGUCGCUAAACCGCUAAUAGUCGCUAAACCGCUAAUAGCGCUAAUCCGCUAAGCCGCUAAUAGGGUUGCUUCGCAAGACGAAAAAACCGCUAGAUGAAGAUACUUGCGGAACGGAUUAAUUUCGUCUUGCGAGGCACCACUGUAAGUAAUUACCAUGUGGUUAGGGUAGAUCAACGUGUCAGUGUCCGCUUAUCCCCAGUGUAAAUAUGACGUAUCGGCAAAAGUCGGAAAUUGAAAGAUAACUAUAGCAUGUACACGAAAAUCGAUUUCAGAUUUGAAAUCAGCAUUGAAAGAACAUAUAAGAACAGUUGAAAAAGCUCGUGCAACAGAAAAUGAAGACAAAAUUUUCCUCAGUGCUCCCCGCCUGUUCCUGGAGAGGACUCUGCCUCAUGUUUUUUCAAACAUUUUAAUUUCCUCUCAGCUCUUUCUAAUUUGUUUAGGUUUGUAUUCUGUUAUUACUCCCUCAUGUUCUCAGCUCGUAAAAUGUCUCUGGUGUAUUCCUUUGUUUACAUGAGCGCUCUCUCUGUCUCCCUCCCAGCAGGCGACAAGAAAAAAAGGCACUUUUGCCCAGAUUGUGGGAACAGUUUUACGGUGCUAGCGAGCCUCGUGAGGCACCAGAGAUCCCACACGGGGGAGAGACCUUACAAAUGCCUCGAGUGCGGGAAAGGGUUUCGCGACAAAGGAGGCCUCGUCAAACAUCGGAGGAUCCACACUGGCAAAAAGCCCCACGAGUGCCACGAAUGCAGGAAAAGGUUCACGGAGAGAGACGCGCUUAUUCAGCAUCAGAAAACCCACCUUGGUGAGGGAAUUAUGGUCACCGUGCUUUGGGGUGUCGCUUAUUUAUUCGCACACUGCUCUGCAACAACUAAAGUUUAAUAAAAAUAGAAAUUUUAAUAGAGACAGACUUCAGCGGGCAAUAAAAAUCUACCAUAAAAGCAAAACCUAAACCAAACAGCCUGAGCAAAUAAGUUUUGUUCCCCUGUUCUGAAAAGAGGAUAAAGGCAAUACUCAUUUUAGCAUUUCCCCCCCUAUUUUUCUCCUCUUCAUUUUCUGUCGGCUACUCUUUACCAGUUCCUGCUAGACUUUUGCUUAACUAUAGCACAUUCCCAAAUAUCAAGAAGAAUUGUUCUUCGCUUUGUCAGCCCAUGUAAAUCUUUAUUUAUAAAUCAAUAAUACGUACGUCACAACCCGUCUCUCCCACUGUUUUUCAUACAUAAAUGCCUGACUGGUUUUAGUAAUAAUACUAAAACUACUACUAAUAAUAAUUUAUUAUUUAUACCCCGCCCAUCUGGCUGGGUUUCCCCAGCCACUCUGGGCAGCUCCCAACAGAAUAUUAAAAACACGAUAAAACAUCAAACAUUAAAAACUUCCCUCAACAGGGCUGCCUUCAGAUGUCUUCUAAAAGUCAGAUAGUUGUUUUUUUCCUUGGCAUCUGAUGGGAGGGCAUUCCACAGGGCAGGCGCCACUACCGAGAAGGCCCUCUGCCUGGUUCCCUGCAACCUCACUUCUCGCAGUGAAGGAACCACCGGAGCAGUGAAGGCACUCGGAGCUGGACCUCAGUGUCCAGGAUGGAUGAUGGAGGUGGAGACGCUCCUUCAGGUAUACUGGGCUGAGGUCGUUUAGGGUUUAAAGGUCAACACCAACACUUUGAAUUGUGCUUGGAAACGUACUGGGAGCCAAUGUAGGUCUUUCACGACUGGUGUCAUGUGGUCUCGCCGGCCGCUCCCAGUCACCGGUCUAGCUGCCGCAUUCUGGAUUAGUUGUACAGUGGUGCCCCGCAAGACGAAUGCCUCGCAAGACGGAAAACCCGCUAGACGAAAGGGUUUUCUGUUUUUGAGUUGCUUCGCAGGACGAAUUUCCCUAUGGGCUUGCUUUGCAAGACGAAAAUGUCUUGCGAGUCUUGAGAUUUUUUUUCCGCUUUCCCCCCCCCUUUAUCUAAGCCGCUAAGCCUUUAAUAGCCUUUUAGCAGCUAAUCCGCUAAGCCGAUAAGCCUUUAAUAGCCGCUAAACCGCUAAUAGUGCUAAUCCAUUAAGCCGCUAAUAGGGUUGCUUCGCAAGACGAAAAAACCGCUAGACGAAGACACUCGCGGAACGGAUUAAUUUCGUCUUGCGAGGCACCACUGUAGUUUCCGGGUCACCUUCAAAGGUAGCCCCAUGUAGAGCGCAUUGCAGUAGUCCAAGCGGGAGAUAACCAGAACAUGCACCACUCUAGACACAAACUCCUUUGCAGACACAGAUAUACCUGACAUCUUUCGAUUCUCAUUGUUAUAGAACUCAGUGACCUCAAAUUCCCAGGCUUCAAAAUAAUCUCUGGACCUUUCUGUUUUAACUUCGUCCCUGCCAAGCAUCAAGUAGGGAGGGAGAGAAGGGCAUUAGUCCUGCCGCCAUCAUUUCCCGAGGGGUCACUCCUUGCCUGCUUGGUCCCUUCGCAGGUGACCUGAGGAAGCGCUACCUGUGCCUCGAGUGCGAGAUGAGCUUCCUCAGCAAAGGAGGCCUCGAGAGGCACCAGAGGGUCCAUGCGGGAGAGAGGCCCUUCCAGUGUCCCGAGUGCGAGAAGAGCUUCUACGACAACGGGAGCCUGGUGAGGCACCAGCGGACCCACCGGCAGGACAGGCCCUUCCCCUGCCUCGAGUGCGGGAAGCGCUUCAACAUCCGCUCCAACCUCGCCAGGCACGAAAUCCUCCACAAAGAAGCCAAGCCCUUCCAGUGCGCCGACUGCGGGAAGCAGUUCAGCAGGAAGGGGCGCUACCUGAAGCACGCGAGGGAGAAGCCCUAUGACUGCCCCGUGUGCGGCAAGGCCUUCUGCGAGAGGGGAGACAUGGUCAGACACCGGAAUCAGCACCCAGGUGAGCGGGGCAGCGCCAGGGGGAUCUUCUCCAGGUGGCAAGGCCAUAAGAUGCCCUCACCAGGUUACUCCAGUACAGUGGCACCUCGGGUUAAGAACUUAAUUCGUUUCGGAGGUCCGUUCUUAACCUGAAACUGUUCUUAACCUGAAGCACCACUUUAGCUAAUGGGGCCUCCCGCUGCUGCCGCGCAAUUUCUGUUCUCAUCCUGAGGUAAAGUUCUUAACCCGAGGUACUACUUCUGGGUUAGCGGAGUCUGUAACCUGAAGCGUAUGUAACCCGAGGUACCACUGUAUCCUGUUUUCACAGCGGCCAGCCAGAUUAUGGAACUGGAAGGGACCACAAGGGCAGCAUUCGAAACUCCCAUGAUUCCAGGCGCAUUUUACGACAGGGAAUUUCAUUAGCGCGACUUUGAAUGUGUGCCUGUUCCCUAAAGGAGAGGAGGCUGAACUACACAGGCACGAGAGAAACUAAAUGGACGUGAUAUAUAUAUUAAAAAUGGGGUAUUAUAACAGAUAGAGAGAUCCUGUCAGGGGCCAUGCAAACUGCAGCAUGAUUUGCCUUACAAAAAUAGAGAGAGACACAAAUGUCAGUGUGUGUGUAUACAUAUUAUAUAUGAUUGAAUAUAUAUACAGUAUAUAGAUAUAUGCACAUUCUUCAGGUUACAUACGCUUCAGGUUACAGACUCCGCCAACCCAGAAAUAGUGCUUCAGGUUAAGAGCUUUGCUUCAGGAUGAGAACAGAAAUUGUGCUCCAGCGGCGCGGCAGCAGCAGGAGGCCCCAUUAGCUAAAGUGCUUCAGGUUAAGAACAGUUUCAGGUUAAGUACGGACCUCCGGAAUGAAUUAAGUACUUAACCUGAGGUACCACUGUGUGUGUGUGUGUGUGUGUGUGUGUAUUAGUAUUUUCCACACAACAACACAAAAAUAUCAAAAAAUAACAAUACACAAAACUCAAAAACCAACAUUCAAAAAACAAAAAAACCCAAAUCCAUAUCUUACAAGUUAAUAAUAUAAACACUAAAAAGAAAAACAAGCAUUGACUUCCACCAAUCCCACAGCACCUCCUUUAUCUCUCAUUGUGUCUUUCUGUUUUCCUUAUCACCUCUAUCCUAACAUCUAGAUAUAAAUCCCUCUUUCUUAUCCUUUCACUUCACAAGGUUAUUCCAGACUCAGCCAUUCUGCUCUUUGUUCCAACAGAUGAGCUGAGGGAAACGUUUGCCUGCCCGGAAUGCGGGAAGGUUUUUGGCAAGAAAUCCAGCCUGACGAGCCACCAGAAACGCCACACGACCGAGAGGCCCUUUGAGUGCUACGACUGCGGCAAGAGGUUCAAGAAGAAAGGGGACUUGGGGGCGCACCAAAACAGCCACACUGGAGAGAGGCCCCACAAGUGCUUUGAGUGCGGGAAGAUGUUCGGUAGCAAAACAGCCCUCUAUCAGCACCACCGGAUUCACACGGGAGAGAAACCCUACUCCUGUGCGGAGUGCGGGAAGCAGUUCACUCUCAAAGGAAACCUCGAUCGGCAUCGGAGGACCCACGUGGGAUGAGGCAAGAUGGCGGCAGGGAAAUGAUGUCUUUGGCCAGAAGCUGUGUGGCAGAAAAGGAGAGAGCCCUUCACCCUGCCUUUUGCGUGUGUGUAUCGAAUGACUGUCUGUUUAGAGCAUGGGUAGGCAACCUGAGGCCCGGGGGCCGGAUCCAGCCCAAUCGCCUUCUAAAUCCGGCUCGUGGACGGUCUGGGAAUCAGCAUGUUUUUCCAUGAGUAGAAUGUGCCCUUUUAUUUAAAAUGCAUCUUGGGGUUAUUUGUGGGGCAUAGGAAUUCGUUCAUCCCCCCCCCCUCAAAAUAUAGUCCGGCCCUCCACAAGGUCUAAGGGACAGUGGACCGGCCCCCUGCUGAAAAAGUUAAGUUGUUAAGUUGUGGGUGAACAUACCAGACGACACAGCAAUUCUUCAAACAGUUCUUGUUUAUUCACAGGCCAGAACAGAACUGAACUGAAGGGUUCAGCCAGCCUGCUUAUUUAGAGCUCCACUACAACGCAACAGUAACCAUUUUCUGUAACUAUCCAAUCACUGAACGUCACUUUCAAUCCUUUAUUUGCAUAUGUGGACCUGAGUGAAAACUAUCUACAGUAUCCCCCUGUUGGCCCAGGGUGAGAACUUCAGUACAUAACACCCCUGAUUUAGAGGAAGGCUCACCAACUGUUUUGGACCACAAGGCACCCAUUUUGAAUUUUGAGGGUGGGCAAGGCACCCAUCUCCCCUCACACCAAAAGCCUUACGGAGCCCCAUUUUAGGAAGUGGGAGCUGCUUGAACAGCGCUUUGCUGAGGCCACGCUUAACCCUGUGUAGUGGUUUAAGAGACUUGAGGUCAAAUCCACACCGUUCCUUCAAAGCAUGUGGGGCAGGAUUCAGCUAACUAGUCCCACUAGCAGAAGCCUGUGCAUUGAGGCUGCCCCACACGUCCUGAAAUAGGCUCUGGAGGUGUCAGGGAAAGGGAGGGGUGUUCGUUUUGUCUGGCUGGCUGAAAAGAUUGCACUGGUGGGACAAUCUCCUCGGCGCCAUAUUGAAUUCCUCACUCAGCUUCCCCCAAAGAAUCAUGGGAACUGUAGUUUCUUAAAGAUGCUGUGUGUCUUAGCUAUGUCAGAGGUAAACUGCAGUUCCCUCCCCAUGCCUAGUGCAAGGAUCUUAAUAAUGACCCAACCCUGUUUGUCAGGGUUAUAGAGUUCAUGCAAAACACUAUCAGCGUCCAUCUCGGAAAAGAAAUGUUACUCAUCUUUAUUAUUUUUUAAAUUUGUAUACCGCCCUGUACCCACAGGUCUCAGGGUAGUUCACAGGAUAAAAUCACAACAUCAAAACACAAAACACACUAUGGAAACAAAAGCCCUCCCCCUAUUUUAAAAGGGCAUUGGAUGUGAAUCAGCCCAAAGCCUGGUUGAAGUGGAACAUUUUUGCCUGGCGCCUAAAGGGGUAUAAUGAAGGCGCCAGGCGAAGCGCCCUGCGGAGAGUGUCCCACAAAUGGGGAGCCACUGCAGAGAAGGCCCUGUUCUCUCCUCCCUCCCCAAUUCCUGUUUGCCUAAUGUUGAGCAAGCAUGGGUAACCUGUGGCACAACAGCUCCCAUGUUUGCUGGCCCUUGACCCUAGUGGCUGAGGCAGGUGGCCGUUGGAUUCCAGUAACCUCUGUGAGGCCACAAGUGAGGCACCCCUCCUUCGUGUGUCGUUGCUGUCUUCCGUGUUGCGUGCCGCGUGUGAAAUAGUGCUGAGCUGUAGCAGCCCCUUGAGCAAUUUCCCCCUUUCGCAGUCGACUGCCAGGCUGUGACUCAAAACAGGAAGAGGAAAAUCUGACAGGUGAGUCCAGAACGCGGCCUUUCUCCUCUUCCUUUUUUUUUUUUUUUUAACAUUCCUGUUUAAUUUUUUUUUUUUUUUUGGGACAAAGUAAUAAUCAUAGAUACGAAUAAACAUGUGCACCCCACCAUCGAGACCAUUCCAUUGUAACUAUCCAACCUCCCAAAAUUUCAACACCUCUUGUGAUGGUUUGACCCCUUUCCAUUUUAACAGUAUACAAAUUCUACAAAUACCUUCCAUAUCUCCUCGAAAUCAUUUCUCCUGCAUAUUCCCCAUCUUACCUUAAUGGCACAUGUUAAUUUAUCAUUAAUAGCUCUAUCCCAAACCUCUUUAUACUAUUCUUCCAUUUUAAAUUCUGCUUGCCCCUUCCACUUCCUAGCUAUAGUACCGGGGGACUUCCUGGUGCUGACUUUUAAAGCCCCAAACAACCUCGGCCCAGUAUACCUGAAGGAGUGUCUCCACCCCCAUCAUUCAGCCUGGACACUGAGGUAGGGUUACCAGACGUCGCCGGUUCCUGGGGAUAGUCACCGGAUUUGCAAAUCUGUCCCUGGGCAAAUUCCGUCUCCGGAAUGUCCCCAGAUUUGUAAAUCUGUCUCCGGGAAACGUGACAACGGCAGCCUCAGCAGCCCGGAGCCAGCCUGGUAGCACACUUGGCUCUGGCUUCAGGAGCUGUUCGCUGCCGUGGCGCCCGCCAUUUUUCCUCACCGAAAGUCCCCAUAUGAUGUGUCUAAUGCGCAACAUAUCAUAUGGCGAGGAAAAAUGGUGGGUGCCAGAGCAGCAAGCAGCUCCUGAAGCCACCCAGAGCCAACUGCGCUACCAGGCUGGCUCCGGGCUGCUGACUGUCGCUGCCACUACUGAAGGGGAACCGGGGACAUCCAGCGGUACAGAUCUGCCCCCUUCCUCCUUUGUUUUGACUCAUCGGGGGAGGCUCGGGAGUCACGGCCGGCUGUUGCCCAGUUUUUAAAAAACUGCUUGUUUAUGUUUCACAGGGUGCAAAAUAAGGGCUAUGCACCUUGCCUGGCAGAGAAAUCGUGCGCCGUGCGCCCCUCCUGGGCAAUGCCCGCCUACCCGCGACUCCUGAGCCUCCCCCAGUGUGUCAAAACAAAGGGGGGAAGGGGGCAGAUCAUCGGGGAAGGCUUGGGAUAUGCAUGUGUGCUUGGGCUCAGGGUCUUUUGCCUCUCCAUCCCCACUACUGACUCCCUGUUGCUACUCAGCUUCAAAAAUAAAAAUAAAAGUGUCCCCGGGUUCAUUGAAAAAAAUCUGGUAACCUUACACUGAGGUCCAGUUCCGAGGGCCUUCUGGUGAUUCCUUCCCUGCGAGAAAUGAGGUUACAUGACUGGGAAGAUUCGAUAUCAGAAAGACCAAAAGUUUAUCGAGGACUGGGGAAAAUUUAAAGAAUAUCUGAAAAAUAUAUGUGAUGCACAGACAACGCUUGUUGGUUUUGAAGAGACUCUGUGAAAUAGUAAGAAAUACUGCAAAAAAGAGAGUAAGAGGAAAAGGAGUGGGGAAAGGCAAAAUCAUGUUUAGAAAUGCGUCAAUAAAUAGAAAUUUUUCGAAAGAUUGACAGAGAAACUGAGGGAAGUCAAAAAUUGAAGCAUGAGUGUAAAAUAAUUUGUUGAAUGUACAAAAUUUGUUUGGAAAAUGAAUAAAAAUUAUUUUUUAAAAAAAGAAAAGAAAUGAGGUUACAGG
Molecule: messenger RNA, 16180 nt
Organism: Podarcis lilfordi (Lilford's wall lizard)
Lineage: Eukaryota; Metazoa; Chordata; Lepidosauria; Squamata; Lacertidae
Source: the annotation of a GenBank genome assembly